This is a messenger RNA of Hippocampus comes (tiger tail seahorse), 3773 nucleotides long. RefSeq names its product solute carrier family 45 member 1 (gene slc45a1). The transcript is spliced from 10 exons. Gene Ontology annotation, cellular component: membrane. Gene Ontology annotation, molecular function: sucrose:proton symporter activity. The record is from RefSeq and is a predicted model, not a curated record. NCBI's taxonomy places the organism in Eukaryota, Metazoa, Chordata, Actinopteri, Syngnathiformes, Syngnathidae. Gene Ontology annotation, biological process: transmembrane transport. Bases 154 to 2517 code for a protein of 787 amino acids.
CAGUUAAAGGAGUGACUGCAUCAAAGGAACCUAACAGCACCUAGCAUGGCUCCCGUAAUCCAUCUGACACCUCUUUUUAUAAACCACCAUGGUCGCUCUGUAGGCGUCGCGCGGCUAUAAAGCCUGACAAGAGUAAGCUGCGUUGAGAGCGAUAUGUCAUCUCCGGGCAUGGGUACCCCCAGCGAUCCCCUCCUGGCCAGUCCCGGCAUGGGGAGGCUACCCUCGGCUCAAGAUGGACUCUGGAGGAGCUCGUUGCCCAAGACGGCCAGCUUCCCAACAUCCUCCACCCGACUCCUCAGUCACCGUGCCAACAACUUCCAGCGGCAGCCCAAGCGGCGGAAGCUGAUCCGACCUUCCCCCCCUCCGCCACCCAACACGCCGUGUCCCCUGGACAGACUAGACCUCAGCGAGCUGCCCCCAAGACGCGCCUUCCAGGAGCUACUCUUCAACGGUUGCAUCUUGUUCGGGAUCGAAUUCAGCUACGCCAUGGAGACGGCUUAUGUGACACCCGUGCUUCUGCAGAUGGGCCUGCCUGACCAGUUCUACAGCUUGGUGUGGUUUAUUAGCCCCAUUCUUGGAUUCCUGGUUCAGCCUCUCAUUGGAGCUUGGAGUGACCGUUGCACAUCCCGGUUUGGACGCCGGAGACCGUUUAUUUUCGCUUUGGCAAUAGGGGCGUUGGUCGGUCUAACUCUGGUGCUGAACGGGCGGGACAUCGGAGGAGCGCUGGCGGACACGGCUUCCAAUCACAAAUGGGGUAUCAUACUGACUGUGUGCGGUGUGGUACUGAUGGACUUCAGUGCAGAUUCAGCAGACAAUCCGAGUCACGCCUACAUGAUGGACGUGUGCUGCCCAGAGGACCAGGAUCGGGGGUUGAACAUCCAUGCUCUGCUGGCAGGACUCGGAGGUGGCUUCGGGUACAUCGUGGGCGGCAUCAACUGGGACCAAACCCAUUUCGGAAAGUCAAUGGGAGGUCAGCUGCGGGUCAUCUAUAUGUUCACCAGCAUCACCCUGGUGAUCGCCACAGCCAUGACUCUUACGAGUAUCCCCGAGCGAGCGUUGCCAAAGAGCCAGCCCUCCAGCAAAAACCAUCUGAAGAGCCCCAACCUUCUCCUUCCUCCGUCCCCGCCUGCUCCACCGGGAUCUGAGCUGGCAGUGGACGACGAGAGCGAGGGAGGUCACUAUGAUUAUUGCUUGUCAAAUUCGAGCCACCCUGACUCUUUGGCGCAUUCCUGCAGUGCCAACGCCCGCCUCUGCGCCGGCCUCACGAGCCCCAUAUCACCCAUGAGCCCCCUUACGCCAAAAUAUGGCAGCUUUAUAAGUCGGGACAAUUCCCUCAUCGGUAUCAAUGAAUUUGCCUCCUCAUUGGGGACUUCCUACAUAGACUGUGUUCUCAUAGACUGCUACACGGGGCAACAGACACCACAGGGUCUCCUGGCCCCUAACUCUAUAUCCAUGCCUCCGGGUGACGCCCCUGCCCCAGAAGAGUCCACCCAGGCAGAGAGGCAACCCGAUAGGGUGUGUCAACCAGACACAGAAGGUGCCCCACAGUACCAAACAGCAUCUCAGGUCACAUCGGGGCCGCAGCCCGGUCCAGAACCACGUCGAGGGUCCGCCACCGGAAUCCUGAAGCGACCCCAGAGUCUGGCACUCAUGGAGGAGCCUAUAGCGACCCAGAUCGUCGGGAUGGAGAACGGACGUAGGAGAACUGUGACAUUUAGCCACCAGGUUGCAAACAUUUUGCUGAACGGCGUGCGCUACGAGAGCGAUCUAAGCGAGAAUGCGGAGACGGGGGAUUCUCAGAUGUCAAUGAAACUUUUGUGUAUAGCCAUUUACCGGAUGCCUCCCUCACUGCGCAGCUUAUGCACUAACCAUUUUUUGGGCUGGCUGUCCUUUGAAGGCAUGCUUCUCUUCUACACGGACUUCAUGGGGGAGGUCGUAUUCGAAGGAGACCCCAAAGCGCCCCACGACUCCGAGGCCUACCAGCGCUACAACGCUGGGGUCAGCAUGGGCUGCUGGGGUAUGUGCAUCUAUGCAUUCAGCGCUGCUUUCUACUCAGCCAUAUUGGAGAAACUGGAGGAGCGCUUCUCUCUGCGCACGCUCUACUUUUUUGCGUACCUGGCGUUUGGACUGGGUACGGGUCUGGCCACGUUGUCCACCAACCUCUACGUGGUGCUGUCCCUUUGCGUCACCUACGGGGUGCUCUUCUCUUCGCUAUGCACACUGCCUUACUCACUGCUGUGUGAAUACUACCAAAGCCCUCAGUUCUGCGGCUCAUCCGAAGAGGGCACCCGACGCGGGAUGGGGGUGGACAUCUCACUGCUCAGCUGCCAGUACUUCCUGGCGCAGAUCCUGGUCUCGGUGGCGAUGGGACCCCUGACGUCGCUUGUGGGCGGCGCCCAGGGGGUGAUGUACUUCGCCAGCCUGAUGUCGUUUGUGGGCUGCGCAUAUUCGUCCCUCUGCGUUGUAUAUCAGCUGCCCGCCGCGGAGGGAAGAGGAGAAGUUGAAACUGGGGUGUGAACAUCAACAUUGAGAAGAACACACAGAGACCCCCCCCCUCCCCUCCUCCACUGAAGGUGGACAGCACUGAAAGCCAAAGACUCUUUUGGGUGCAUUAAAGCCAGCAGCAAAUAUUACAUUGAAUACCAUUUGGAAGCCAUUUUUUUCCUAUUCAAACACAGGCAAACAUCCCAAUUCAACAAUUUGUAGAAACCAUCACUGAUUAAUGCUUCAUCAGCAGAAUGUCAAUAUUUGACUACAUGUACAGAAGCAGCUUCCGUUUUUUUCUUUCAUGAAAAAAAUACAAUAGUUCCUUUGUUCAGGAUGUUUUAAAAAAAAAAGCCUUUUCAAAUUAAAAUCGAUCGUUUUUGGACUCGUGUGUCAAUUGUUUUGUCAUCCAUUUUGAUUUGAAUGUGCAUUUGAGCUUGAAUUACUCAGAUGCGCCAUACGGGGGAGCCAAAGGACAAGUGUAGUCGGCCCCCUUCGCCAUCGUCACAAUAGCGGUUGUGGGUUUGGAAUCAUUCCCUACAGCCUACACCUUAAAGUUUUAUUUUAUUUUUCAAUAAACUACACAGUUAACCCAACAGUCAAAUGAAAACUCGUCUCUAAACAUUACUUGGAAGUGGUAAUCACAUCAUUACAAUGUAGCGGAUCAAUGAUAUGGUUUACUUUAAUAUUGAGCGAAUAUAUUAUUUUAAAAUGAGAAUUGCACAAAAUUAAUACAAAGCAUGUAGUCCAGUCCAUCAUUUUGUCCCAUGGUCAUGGCAUAACCUAUACCCACUAUAUUCCAAGAACAACACAAAAUGGCAAACUCACCAUAUAGCGGACGAGCCCAGGAUGUUUGUUUGCUCCUUUCCGCUUCUUGGACAUUUUGAUGAAGUGGGUCAAGUGACGUCAUCUAAAUGAGGAGCUCUCAGUCAUGUCACGAAAAAGAGAGACGCACAGUCUAAGACAGACACACUACUCAAGACAUACUAUGCACACACCAUACAUUCUCCAGUAGACAUUACAGUAACACAUCACACGCACUCUGCGCUCUAAAAACUAGUGCGAGACAGACACAUACACGGUGGACAUUCAAGACAAAUUAAACCGUACACACCAACACACAGAGUAGAAAAUUAAGUAAAAAGACAUUUUAUUUGUUUGAGAAUAUACAAAGCAGUGGAUGAAGUAACCCGAUGUCACGGCUGGAUGUUAAAGAGAGGCAGUCUUGGACACAAAAGCGGGUUACCCAGCCAUAAAUGUAAACUCCGUAAGAAAAUGGGGAAAACAAA